Ziziphus jujuba (common jujube) is the source of this 3057-nucleotide messenger RNA. RefSeq names its product eukaryotic translation initiation factor. Gene Ontology annotation, cellular component: eukaryotic translation initiation factor 4F complex. NCBI's taxonomy places the organism in Eukaryota, Viridiplantae, Streptophyta, Magnoliopsida, Rosales, Rhamnaceae. The transcript has 9 exons. Gene Ontology annotation, molecular function: protein binding; translation initiation factor activity; mRNA binding. The coding region runs from base 267 to 2618 and encodes 783 amino acids. The record is from RefSeq and is a predicted model, not a curated record.
AGGGCAAUAAGAAGACUACUGUUUUACAAUUUGGCCUUCUCUUUUACCUCCUCGAUCUCUCUGCAGCUGCUGCGAAGAGGUUACGCAGAUACAGAUAGAGAGAGUAAUAGACAGGAAGCACAGAGAGAGAGAGAGAGAGAGAGAGAGCUGUGUCUGAAUCUAUAGGGCUGGGCUGAUUAUAUAUCGAAUCCUAUUUCAAUUUGUCAAGAACUCCUCUCCUCCUAGACCUUCAAUCAGACGAUUGUCAUUUGACGGAGUGGAACACUAUGCAGACGGAUCAGACAGUGAUAAGCUUGAGACCAGGAGGUGGCGGUGCUCUGCGCACCACCAGAUUUCUAAGUCAUCGCUUCGAUUCUUCUUCUUCUUCUUCCUCUGAUGCUCUCACUCUACGCCCUCAUAGCAGCGGUCUUGCUCCGUUUCUUAAGACCGGUGACUUGCGGUUUGAAGAUCGUGAGCAUGUCCAGUACACUCGAGACCAGCUGUUCGAGCUUAGGGAGGUUGUCUCUAUCCCCGAGGAGAUUUUGAAGAUCAAACAAGAAGUAGAAGCUGAGUUUGGUGGCGAGGAUCAAGCUUGGGGUCAUGCUGAAAGCAAUCUGCAACCACAAUCUCAAUCUCAUGGUCGGUAUUCUGAGCCAGACAACCGUGAUUGGCGGGGGCGAUCUGCACUGCUUUCUGCUGGAGAUGACAAAUCCAGGGAAGCAACUAGAGGCAAUAAGGAAUUUUCAAAUUUGUAUGAAUCAAAUAACCACCAGGACUCACAGCCAGCAAGGGGCCAAAUUUCUGGUAACCAAGGGGUAGGACCUAUUCCUGCCCUAGUCAAGGCUGAAGUUCCAUGGUCAGUACGAAGAGGGAAUCUCUCUGAUAAGGAACGUGUCUUGAAGACAGUGAAAGGCAUACUGAACAAAUUGACCCCCGAGAAAUAUGAUAUCCUCAAGGGUCAGCUGAUUGACUCAGGAAUUACAACUGCAGAUAUUUUAAAGGAUGUUAUCUCAAUUAUAUUUGAGAAGGCUGUGCUGGAGCCAACAUUUUGUCCCAUGUAUUCUCUUUUAUGCUUUGAUCUUAAUGAGAAGCUUCCCCCAUUCCCAUCUGAGGAGUCCGGUGGUAAAGCUGUCACUUUCAAGCGGAUCCUAUUGAAUAAUUGCCAGGAGGCUUUUGAAGGUGCCGACGACCUAAGGGCAGAAAUUAGGCAGAUGACUUCCCCUGAGCAAGAAAUGGAACUGAGAGACAAAGAACGAAUGGUUAAGUUGCGAACAUUAGGAAACAUACGCCUAAUUGGGGAACUUUUGAAGCAGAAGAUGGUACCGGAAAAGAUUGUUCACCACAUAGUCCAGGAGCUUCUAGGACAGGAUGACAAAACAUGUCCUGCUGAGGAGAAUGUUGAGGCAAUAUGUCAAUUUUUCAAUACGAUCGGUAAGCAGCUAGAUGAGAACCCAAAAUCUCGUCGAUUUAAUGAUGUCUAUUUUAGUAGGUUGAAGGAGCUAACUACAAACCCCCAACUUGCACCACGUUUGAGGUUCAUGGUCCGAGAUGUUCUUGAUUUACGGGCCAACAACUGGAUCCCUAGACGUGAAGAGGUGAAAGCAAAGACCAUUACUGAAAUUCAUUCAGAGGCUGAAAAGAAUCUAGGGUUGCGUCCAGGUGCAACGGCAAUGAUGAGAAAUGGAUAUAAAGCUGGGGUCCUUGGAAAUUUGAGCAGUGGAGGUUUUCCUGUUACUAGACCUGGCCCUGGAGGUUUUAUGCCUGGAAUGCCUGGGACUAGGAGGAUGCCAGGAAUGCCUGGGUUCGAUAAUGACAACUGGGAGGUUUCUAGAUCCCGUUCCUUACCAAGGAGUGAUGCUCUGGGUUCUGUUCAGUCUGUUGCGCGUGUUCAGCCUCCUAUUCUUGGCAAAACACCCUCCAUUAACUCAAAAUUUCUACCUCAAGGUAGUGGUGGUGUCAUAACUGGAAAAGCAAGUGCCUUAUUGCAGGGUGAGGGUGGUGGGGUUACUUCUUCCCAACCUAAGUCAGUUUCAGAAGUUGAACCUUUUACUCAGAACACCAAGCCUGGAACCCCAGUUCCAUCAGCAAUUCCCCCUGAAAAACUACCAGUUCCCUUAACCGGAUCAAGCUCUGCUGCACUUCAUCGAAAAACUGUCUCUCUCUUAGAGGAAUAUUUCAGUGUUCGAAUUCUUGAUGAAGCACUUCAAUGUGUGGAAGAGCUGAAGUCCCCCGCUUACCAUCCUGAGGUUGUUAAAGAAGCAAUUUCUCUUGCCCUGGAAAAAAUACCCCCGUGUGUGGAACCGAUUGUAAAGCUUCUAGAGUUCUUGCUCGACAAAAAAGUAUUUACCGCUAAAGAUAUAGGGACUGGAUGUCUUCUAUAUGGGUCAAUGUUGGAUGAUGUUGGCAUUGAUUUACCAAAAGCACCAAAUAACUUUGGUGAGGUACUUGGGAAAUUGGCAUUGGCUGGCGGGCUAGACUUUGUGGUUGUAAAGGAAGUCCUGAAGAAGGUAGAAGACGAUAUGUAUAGGAAGGUUAUUUUUUAUGCUGCAAUGAGGAGCAUUAAUGCUAGUCCUUCUGGUCAAGGACUGUUGACAAAGCAGGCUAUUGAGAUUCAGGCUUGUGAGAGUUUACUCGCUUAAUUGCGGCCCAAUUCUAGCCAUCACGGCGAGCUCUCUGUUUGGCUGUACGUACCAGGGGGAUUGAGCAGUAGUUUUGUUUUUCUUAUCUCUCAUCAUUUUGACCUUAAAAAAAAAAAAAAAAAAAAAAAAAUAUUCCCCCAUGUUACAAUAUCUGAGCAGUGAACUGAGAAAACAGCCAUUGAUUUUAUUGAGUUGUAUAUUUUCCGGGUUUUUAAAUUUAGUUUUGUUAAUCGGGGAACAUAAUUUUCUUGUAUUUUUCUUGGGUGGAUUAAUUUUUACCAAGAAUGGUCAAAGAUGAGUAGUGUCUAAUGUAGUCCUAUUGUUGUUACUAUAGAUUUUAUUACUUAUGUGUAGCAAGUACCAGAACUUUGUACCUGGCUGGUUCCUGGCCCCUAAUUUUUUUUCUAGAUGGAUAAUACCCUGCUUUUUUUUGUCUUUA